Suillus discolor is the source of this 363-nucleotide messenger RNA. RefSeq lists its product as uncharacterized. The coding region runs from base 1 to 363 and encodes 120 amino acids. The record is from RefSeq and is a predicted model, not a curated record. The transcript has 4 exons. Lineage: Eukaryota; Fungi; Basidiomycota; Agaricomycetes; Boletales; Suillaceae.
AUGUCUUCCUCGGCCGUUCUAUCAAACGUCAAGAUGCUCCAGGAUGUUAUAUUCAUUGAGAUCGAUGGCGUAGAGUCAGCAUGGGACACUUAUUGUUUCGCCCUAGACAUUGAAUCUCCGGGACCAAAGGUACACCCGGCUGCAAGCGGCUCUGCAAUAUCGGAGGAACGUAUGAGUGUCAAGGAGGAAGUCAUUGGUGUCAAGAUUGAAGACCAGGACGUCGGCCUCAGUGAGCCAAGCACUCAGUGUGCCGCAUCCCCAUGCCACCUACUUACCAGGCGCGCAGAUAACCCACGAGACCCAAAGGAUACUAGCGAGGUACAAGCAACCUUGGAGAGGAUCAGGAAUGGUCCACAGUGUUAA